AUGGGAGAUCAUUUAGUGUUGGUCGUUGAUCGGUUAUCAACAAUCAAUUCCGGUCUUGAAACGAUAAACCAAGCAGACUCUGUAAACAAAGAUGAUAUUUGUGAGACCACAUUUGUACAAUGUAGGAUUUGUCAUGACGAAGACGAAGAUUCUAACAUGGAUACGCCUUGUUCUUGCUCAGGAACAUUAAAGUUUGCACAUCAUAGCUGUGUUCAGAGAUGGUGCAACGAAAAAGGCGAUACCAUUUGCGAAAUCUGUCGUCAGAAAUAUAAACCUGGAUACACAGCUCCAAGACAAUUGUUUCACUACACAGGAAUCUCUAUGAACUUCAGGAGUGAUUGGGGAAUGGAAGGACUAGAUCUUCGUAAUCCUUAUUUCUUAACUUGGGAUGCAGGAGAUGAUCAUGAGCUUUAUUCGUUUCAUAGCCCAACAAGCUUGAUUUGUUGCCGCGUAAUUGCCUUGCUAUUUAUCCUUCUGCUGUUCUUGCGCCAUUCUCUUCCGGUCUUUUUAGGUGGAAUCGAUCAUUUCUCGUUACCUCUGCUUAUGUUACCAUUACUGAAAACAUUGGGGUUCUUGUUGGUUGCAUACUUCUUUGUCAAGUCAUUCAUUGUCAUACAACGUUGCAGGCAAGAGAGGGAUACGAGACUCAGUGAUUUCUCUUCUGAUGAAGAAACUGCACCGCCUCGGAUAUUAUUGGCAUUGCCCGAAGGACCUGAGUUUCAUGUUCCUGUAAACUAA
This is a messenger RNA of Microthlaspi erraticum, 738 nucleotides long. Lineage: Eukaryota; Viridiplantae; Streptophyta; Magnoliopsida; Brassicales; Brassicaceae. The record is from the annotation of a GenBank genome assembly.